AUGAGCUCCGCACUGCCUUACGACUCGCUGUCGGCUCGACCGAGUCCCAGCAGACGAGCUCUGGACUGGGAGCGUGAGCAGCUGGCCGUGAGGCGACUCUCCUCUCCGCUGGCCGUCAAUCUGCUCUCCCCUCCCGCGCUUCCUCGCCGACCCUCUGCCAUCCCUGGUUACCUGCUGUCCCCCUGCAGCGAGCAAGAGGACCAGCUCCGGCAUCAGCUGCAGCGCCUGUCCCUGUCGGUGUGCUCGGAGGCCUCGCUGGCUCCCCCUGCCCCUCCACCAGUGGGGGCCGCCCCACCCUGCUGCCGCCCAGUGGGGGUCAUGCACCUGCUCCGCCUGGCUCUCCUGGCCUUCAGCUGCCUCUUCUGGGCGGCCGGCUUGGCCCUCUUCACCCUGGGCGUGUGGGCUCAGAUCUCCCUGGCGGACUACAUGACCCUGUCCGCCAACCGCUACCCCAACGCACCGCUCAUCCUGCUGUCCACAGGGGCAGCGGUCACCGCCUGGGGCUUCCUGGGUUGCCUCGGCGUGGCCGCCAAUCUGCCCUGCGUGCUGAGGGCCUACGGGUUCUUCCAGCUGGCUGCUCUGGUGGCCGGCUUGGCAGCUGGGCUCUCAGGCCUCUUCUACCGCGAGGACAUUGCCGGGGGAUUUCGCAGCGGCCUGCAGCGGGCGGUUGCGGGCUACACGGAGGACGAAGGCCGAGCCGACGCCCUGGACAGCCUGCAGAGGGCCCUGGAGUGCUGCGGGGCCGAGGGCUGGCGCGACUGGCUCACCUCGGACUGGGCAAUGCAGCACAUGAGCUUCAUUCCGGCGGAGAACGGCACCUCGGUCUCCCUCCCCGACAGCUGCUGCGUGAGGCGGAAGGGCUGCCGGAACCGGCCUCUUCUGUCCGACGACAGCGACGGCGUGGCCGCCGCAGGGAUCCACCCACACGGCUGCUUCCGCAAAGUCUUCAGCUUGGUCAACGACAACGUUUUCCACAUUGCUGCCACGGUGCUGGGGCUGGCCUUCACACAGAUUGGAGGCAUCGCCCUCGCUUGUCUGCUGGCGAACAAACUGGCACCCAGACAGCACCGACGCGUGGUGGCUCAUUAA
This is a messenger RNA of Menidia menidia (Atlantic silverside), 1089 nucleotides long. Lineage: Eukaryota; Metazoa; Chordata; Actinopteri; Atheriniformes; Atherinopsidae. The record is from the annotation of a GenBank genome assembly.